AAACAGACACCCCUCCUAACGUUGUGAUGGUACAGUCUGUGGGCGUCCUGCGCGGGAGCGGAAAACGUGCAUCCCACUGUGCGGAAAAGGAGCUGUGUGCUUUCCUGCUUGUUCUAAUGUCCAAUAUGGCUCGAGAUUGGAAACCAGGGGAUCUUAUUUUUGCUAAGAUGAAGGGUUAUCCUCACUGGCCUGCAAGAAUCGACGAGGUACCGGAUGGUGCAGUGAAGCCAUCCAACAUAAAGUUUCCUAUUUUCUUCUUUGGUACCCAUGAAACAGCAUUUCUUGGCCCAAAAGAUAUCUUUCCAUACCAGCCAAACAAAGAGAAGUACGCAAAGCCGAAUAAGAGGAAAGGCUUUAACGAAGGAUUGUGGGAGAUUGAGAACAACCCAAAAGUUGAGCUUACUGCACCCAAGCCGGUGCCCCCUGAGUCUUUCACUGAAAAGGAUUCAGUUGGAAGUCCUGAAGGAAAUGAGGAUGUCAGCGACAAAGCAGUCAAAUCCAAGGUUCCAGGAAGUGAGUCUGAACAGGAGAAGGAGGAGGAGGAGGAGGAGGAGGAUGAUGAAAGUUCUCUGAUCUCUGAGCAGGGGGCUCAGAACCAGGAUGGUUCUGUUCAGAAAGAAUCUACAGAUGUUUCUAAACCCAAGAGAGGACGAAAGAAAAAGACUGAUACCGAUCAGGAGAAUGACAAAGAUGAGGCACCAUCAAGCCCUGUUAGUCCCUCAGGUGCAGAGGGACCGAAACGAAGAGGCAGAAAGCCCAAAAGUGAGAAGCUGCUUUUGCUCCAGCAGCAGGACCAGCAGGGCUCUGGAAAUGAAAUGGACACUGGUGACUCAGACAAAAAGCGAAAGAGGGCAGCAGAGGACAAGUCUCAAGGUGGAGAGGAUGAAAAGAGAAGGAAAAGGGAAGGCAGCAAAGGCAAGGAUGCAGAGGUCAAAGAGCUUGAAGUCAAGAAGAAGAAGCUGUCCAAAGAUGACACCUCUUCUGGCUCUGAUGAUGACGAGAAAAACAAAGGCCAUAAGAAACUGCAAAACUCUGAAAUGGACAAAGAUGUUCGAAGGCGGAAAGGAGAUGAGCUGAGAGAGUCAAACAAAGAUGAUUCAAAGAAAACUGAAGCAGGGGCCAAGAAAAAAGAAAUGUCAACAGACCUAAAACUGCAGAGACUCCACAGUGAAAUCAAGAUUUCACUGAAAAUUGACAGCCCUGAUGUUAAGAAGUGCUUGGAUGCAUUAGAUGAAAUAAGUGCUCUCCAGGUCACCACUCAGCACCUACAGAAGCAUAGUGAUCUUAUUGCAACUCUUAAAAAGAUCCGCAGAUUCAAGGCCAGCCAGGAUAUUAUGGACAAGGCCACUAUGUUGUACAACAAGUUCAAGAGUAUGUUUCUGGUUGGAGAAGGUGACUGUGUACUCAGCCAGGUGCUCAACAAGUCUUUAGCUGAACAGCGACAGCAUGAAGAAGCAAAGAAAGGAGCGCUAAAGAGGGUAGAACAAGUCAAAGAAAACGGUGCAGACAAGUUGACCAAUGGCGAUGUCAGCCCUGAGGACAAAAAGCAGGAGACGGAGAGAGACAAACUACUUGAAGAUGCCUCAGCAGGAGAAAAUCACAGUGCUCCAAAAGCUCAAGAGGAGUCCACUUGAGAUCCCUACAUGCCUGAAGAAAUUAGCUGCUGUACUAAAACAACCUUUGUAAAACUGGGUUCCAGUUUACUGACCGUUUUUGUCAGUGUCGCUGCUUAAAGGUUUCAGUACAUCAACCCCCUUCCAAAUGACUGACUGCAUACUUUUUUUUCUACUUUAUGUAAGCUUGCCUUUCAGACACCUUGUGAUGCUUUGCAUUGUUGCAUGUUAAAUUCAUGACAGUGUAGAGUAACUAUUUGUACAUCUGUAACACUGAAUGUUGAUGAACAUGCUCACAGAAAGAUUAGUACAAUAUUUCCUUUUUCCAAACUGAAAUGGUUUUAUAGUGUCCUUUUUUUUCUUUUACGUGAUUUUAGUUUUAAGGUGAACAGCAGGACAUAAGGUCUAAUUCUAGGUGUGUUAAGACUCUGUAAUGCAUGUUUCGUAGAUACUUCAGUUGCACAAAUUAUGGAGUUUGCCAAAGUUUCUGUAGCAAAGAAAUUGCUUUAUUUUCAACCAUGUCUUCUUUUUUUUUUCUUGCAUUUUAACAUAGAUGUAAAUAAGAGUAUUUUUGUGCCUGUCUGACCUGUGUCAACGUCUAAUAAUAAAGUAGUUAUAGUAAA
Melanotaenia boesemani (Boeseman's rainbowfish) is the source of this 2236-nucleotide messenger RNA. It is a transcript of the gene psip1a, whose product is annotated as PC4 and SFRS1 interacting protein 1a. Lineage: Eukaryota; Metazoa; Chordata; Actinopteri; Atheriniformes; Melanotaeniidae. The record is from RefSeq and is a predicted model, not a curated record. Bases 27 to 1634 code for a protein of 535 amino acids. Gene Ontology annotation, biological process: regulation of transcription by RNA polymerase II. The transcript is spliced from 17 exons. Gene Ontology annotation, cellular component: nucleus. Gene Ontology annotation, molecular function: double-stranded DNA binding; transcription coregulator activity.